CUUAAACGAAAGUUGUAGUUCAGUGGUCUCGCUUCAAAAAAUAAAUACGCGGCUGAAAGAAAUUGUAACCCCGCGGAAUUCACGCCACUUGAGAGCAUGGAAGAAUCGACUAUUUGGCUCGUUCCAAACACUUCGCAGACUAUUCAGAUUGGAAUGGCAACUCGUGGAAACAAUAACAUUAAAAGGAACUAGCUAGCUACAACUUCAGUUUAUGAAUACAACAGAUUUUACGUGACGUUGAAGAGCGUUUGGAGUAAACCGUUCCUGUUGCUAAACGUUUUGCAAUAGAAUCGACGUAAUGAACACACCCCUGACUAGCCGUUCUCUUGUCGGCUGGCUGCUUGUCAUGAUCUGAAUCUGUUAGUGGGUUUGGGUGUGCGUUCCUGACAACAUUACUCUUCGUGCCCGUCGUCACCAUGGCAGCAGAGGAGAUCAUCAAUGUGAAGGAGGUGGAGAUCAUCAAGGUGAUCCUGGACUUCCUCAACUCCAGGAAACUUCACAUCAGCAUGCUGGCCCUGGAGAAAGAGAGCGGAGUCAUCAACGGACUCUACUCUGACGACAUGCUGUUCCUCAGACAGCUGGUGUUGGAUGGGCAGUGGGACGAGGUGCUCCAGUUCAUUCAGCCGUUGGAGUGCAUGGACACGUUUGACAGGAAAAGGUUCCGUUACAUCGUCCUGAAGCAGAAGUUUCUGGAGGCCCUGUGUGUGAACAACGCCAUGUCUGCUGAGGGCGAGCCACAGCAUUUGGAGUUCACCAUGCAGGAGGCGGUGAAGUGUCUUCAUGCUCUGGAGGAGGUCUGUCCCUCUAAAGAUGACUACAGCAAGCUAUGUCUGCUCCUCACCCUGCCUCGUCUCACCAACCACGCUGAGUUCAAGGACUGGAAUCCCAGCACGGCGCGGGUGCACUGUUUCGAGGAGGCGUGCACCAUGGUGUCAGAGUUCAUCCCUGCAGACAGGAAGCUGAGCGAAGCGGGGUUCAGGGCCUCAGGGAACCGCCUCUUCCAGCUCCUCAUUAAAGGCGUUCUGUAUGAGUGCUGCGUCGAGUUCUGCCAGAGCAAGGCGACAGGCGAGGAGAUCACGGAGGGCGAGGUGCUCCUGGGGGUGGACAUGCUGUGUGGGAACGGCUGUGACGACCUGGACCUGUCCUUACUGUCCUGGAUGCAGAACCUGUCCCACAGCGUCUUCUCCUGCGCCUUCGAGCAGAAGCUGCUCCAGAUCCACGUGGACCGCCUGGUCAAGCCCGCCAAGGCCGGCUACGCAGACCUCCUCACCCCGCUAAUCAGCAAGCUGUCUCCCUACCCCUCCUCGCCCCUCCGCCGCCCCCAGUCCGCCGAUGCCUACAUGUCCCGCUCCCUGAACCCGGCCCUGGACGGGCUGUCCUAUGGUCUGUCUGGCCAGGAGAAGAGGGGCCCUGGGGGGGACACGGCGGGGGGGAAGGGGGUGUCCCCCAUGUCUCAUUCCUUCGCUAACUACCACACGGGGGGCCAGAGUCUGAGCAGGAGUCUGAUGCUGGAGAGCUCCGACUGCCACAGCAUCUUUGAGGAGUCGCCUGAGAGCUCCAGGACGGACACGCCCGUGGAUAAGAUGAUGAGUUCGGGCACCCUGCGACCUGACUCCGCCCCUGGAGAGGAUGCCCCGUCACCAGGCUCUGCACAGAGGAACGAGCUGCAUGACUCGACAGAGAAGUUUGAGGAGUUUUACCGCCAGCGUCUGAGAGUGCAGCAGCACCUGGAGCAGAAGCAGCAGCAGAGACAACUCUACCAGCAGAUGCUUCUGGAGGGAGGGGUACAACACAGUGACCAGCCAGCCCCCGGGACAGACGCCACACAGCACAGCCUCACUGAGACGUUCCUCAACAGGUCUAUUCAGAAGCUGGAGGAGUUGAAUGUUGGGAUGGAGAGUCUCGAGGAGGAUGUCCAGUCUCUGGCCCAGCAGUGCAAUGGUACGGGCCCCUCUCCCGAGAACAGCAAUAUCGGUGACCCCGUAGGCUUGACCCCUGACCCCGCCGUGACCCUGACCCCCAAGCAGGGCCAGCCCCAUGGAGGAGGGGUGGUCAGCAGCACCCCACAACGCACCGCAGCGGGUCGGGGGGUACCCCCACCGAACGAAUCCCCCGUGGUCUCCCAGAGUCCUCAAGUAGCCGGACAGCCUUCCGCAUUAGACGACUCACCAGGAGCCCUAACUCGGAGUAAGGAGGGGGACAACGGGGACAAGCCCAAGGCCCUGUUUGUAGCUGUGAACACCCUGGAGGACACUCAGGCAGUGCGCGCUGUAGCCUUCCACCCCACGGGGGCGCUGUACGCUGUCGGUUCCAACUCUAAGACGCUACGCGUGUGUGCCUACCCAGAUGCACCGCUGGACACCAGUGGGGUGUCGGGUAUGACCAAGCAGCCGGAGGUUCGUUUUAAGAGGAAUAAGCACCAUAAAGGUUCUAUCUACUGUGUGGCCUGGAGUCACUGUGGAAAGCUACUAGCCACCGGCUCCAAUGACAAAUAUGUCAAAGUCCUGCCCUUCAGUGCCGAGACCUGCAACGCCACAGGUCCAGACCUUGAGUUCAGUAUGCAUGAUGGGACCGUCAGAGACCUGGCAUUCAUGGAGGGACCAGAGAGUGGAGGGGCCAUCCUGAUCAGUGCCGGAGCCGGAGACUGUAACAUCUACACUACUGACUGUCAGAGAGGACAGGGCCUACACGCUCUCAGUGGACACACAGGUCACGUUCUGUCUCUGUAUACGUGGGGAGGGUGGAUGAUAGCGUCAGGCUCUCAGGAUAAGACUGUGAGGUUCUGGGACCUGAGAAUACCCACUUGUGUUAGAGUGGUGGGCACUGCCUUCCAUGGAUCAGGCAGUCCCGUUGCCUCGGUAGCGGUUGACCCUAGCGGUCGUCUCCUAGCGACGGGACAGGAGGACAGCGGCUGUAUGCUCUAUGACAUCAGAGGGGGGCGCGUUGUGCAGACGUACCGGCCCCACUCCAGCGACGUGCGCUCCGUUAGGUUCUCCCCCGGGGCACACUACCUGCUCACUGGUUCCUACGACACCAAGGUCAUGAUCAGCAACCUGCAAGGUGACUUGACGAAGCCGUUGCCCCUGACUCUGGUAGGGGAGCACGGUGACAAGGUGAUCCAGUGCAGGUGGCACACACACGACCUGUCCUUCCUCUCCUCCUCCGCUGACCGCACCGUCACACUCUGGACACACAACACCUAACACACACACACGACCUGUCCUUCCUCUCCUCCUCCGCUGACCGCACCGUCACACUCUGGACACACAACACCUAACAGACACACACUCACGCAACACAACCCGUAAAACACACAAACCCUAACAUGCACAUAGCUCGCGAACACACACAAAUAUAGACACACAAACACAACCCCUAAGUCACAUAUAGUGGACAUGCGUAACCCGUAAUACACAACCUGGACACACAUAUGCACCCUUUUCCUUACACUCUUUUCCCUCUUGCAACAAACAGGACAGUUUGUCCCGCUGUACAUUUGGUUGUGUGGCUGUCUGUGGGUAUCUUUUGGCUGUAUUUAGGUUUGAUUUCGUAUCCUGCUCAGCUCCCCUCAACAUCACUGCUUCUGUGAACAACUCUCACUUUAGCAAAUGCAUCCCCUAGUUGUGUGUGUGAGUGAAAUGGGGAGAGUGGAAAAAGUGCACCAACUGACCCUCCCCUUCGCUCGCUCUAUCACUCCAUUCCUCCACUCAUCCCAUGACUCUUCACAUUUUCAUCUACAAAUGAUACAUCUACUCCAUCAUGUUUUGAAUAAGGAGAGGGAUGUUUUGCUAUAGUGCAUUGUCUCAUAUGGUGCCUUGAGUUAUCCAGUCUCCCAAUACAGAAACCCAUGUGGGUCCCUCUCCAUUUCAGGGUCAAAAAGAUUUAAGUUUUCUGUGAGCUCUUUUCAAGAACAAAUUGACAUUCCUAAUUAGUUUGCACAGUCAGUGUUUUUGUCGCAGCGUGUGUUACUACGCUGCUAUUAGUUGAGAAGAAACCAUGGCAACGAUGUUGCGAUCUAAACUGCUGACAAUAUAUCAGGUGCUCCUUGCCGGAGUUGUAAUCUGUUGCAUUGGUCGAUCAAUUAGCUAUCGCUUAGCUAAUUGACAAUUAGCUUAGCUGUUGUCAAUACUACUACUGUGGGAGUUUCUGAUGUCUAACGUUGCCGUGCAAGUCUGCCCGCCGCAUUUCUGCUUCAGGCUUUGUAAAUAUCGGAGACAAAAAUGUGUACAUUUGCUUGUACGUUUUUAAUGUUGAAUCAGUGUUUGGUGCAAAAUGCUGUCUUCAGACAGUUGUUAUGGUGUUUUUUUGCUACGGCUUGCCUGCAAAUAGGAAAUGAUAAAAUAGUUGUUUUAUAUCGACAUGGAAAGGGAAUAACAGAUCUACUUUUUGGCUUGGCCAGCUUCAGUGUACGGUUAAGCAACCCUCCCUGUGUAGUGUAGCUUUGCUUUCAUCUGCAAUGUUACUGGUUGCCACCUAGAUGGCAGGCUCUGUCUAUUUCGAAAGGGAGUAGUUUAUAGCACAAUAUCUUAUCAAAUUAUAAACCCGUAUUGACGGUGUUUUGCGUUUCUUACUUUCAGUUUCCGUAUUUUGCACUUUGUCACUAGACCCACCAUUUAAUACAGUUUUGUUUGAUUUGUCAAAAAAUCAGGCUUGAGUUUUAGGCUUUGUUCUUUGUGUACAGAUUCUCAUUUUAAAUUAAAAGGCCAAACUAAUAAAUAGAUGUAUUUAUUUAUCUUUUAUUUUAAAAUUGUAUUGUAAUAUAGGCAUCCUUUUCUGUUGAUAUGAAAUUAGAUAGUGUUUCUGGUAUGUAGCUUUUCUAAACCUUGUUUUAAGUGACUAAGAGAAAUGAAUAGAGCUUAUUGAAGUGUGAUCGCUGCUGUGGUAUCUAAAUAAAAUCCUCUUUGACAUUUCA
Molecule: messenger RNA, 4912 nt
Organism: Salvelinus fontinalis (brook trout)
Lineage: Eukaryota; Metazoa; Chordata; Actinopteri; Salmoniformes; Salmonidae
Gene: wdr47a
Product: WD repeat domain 47a
Exons: 17
Coding region: 417-3203 (928 amino acids)
Molecular function (GO): protein binding
Source: RefSeq, a predicted model, not a curated record